UUUUUCCCCAUCCACCAACAAACAAUCCCCCAUCCACAUCUUUGCGUGUCGCCGUCCGCGCCCCGCUCCGUCUCCGUCUCUUCUAGGAAAUAUCGCGCAAUGGCGCUCCUCCGCGCGCCGCUGCCGGCGCCCCUCGCCCGCCAGCGCCUCAAGGGCAACCUGGCCGGCCUCGCGCUGCUCAUCUUCGCGCGCUCCGUCUUCACACCAUACCUGGCGCUGCGCGGCCUCCUCGUCUCGAUCUUGGACGCGCUCGGCGCGCCCGCCGACACAGUGUGGUGGCUCGAAACCGCCGCCACCGCCCUCCUCUGCUGGAACAUCUUCGAGGCCGCGUACCGCGUCCAGCACCCGAGUCCUGCGCCGCCCACGCCCGCGGGCAUGAAGCUCGUGCCGGUACUCCAAAGCUCGCCGCUGACCCGCUCGUACGAGCCCGCCGCGACAUACACGCCUACGCGCACAGCGACGCAGUCGCCGCUCGCCCAGAGCUUGUACAAGUCGACGCCGGGCCGGCAUUCGCCUACGAGGAGCUCGCCGCUGAGCUCGAGCACCGCGCGCGUGUUGAAUCUCCAGCAAUCGGGCACGGCGACCUCCACCGGGUUGUUCUACGAUGAUAACACUCCCGCGAGCCCAAGCAAGGUCGCUAGACCCAAUCAAGAGACGCCGACCAAGCCGCGCGAACGCGCAACUUACACAGUCGUGGACCGCGAGGAACGCGAGUGGGUCGAGAACGUGUGGAAGGGCGUCAAGGGCAAGAGCCACCGGCUCGGUCUGUAGUAUGCAUGCUGUCUACUGUCUGCUGUGUGCAGGGGAAUGGGCUAGUUCAUGCGCCACAGGCGUAUCGAGCAUUCGGGCUCGAGUGUGCCGGACGCUAUCGUGCCGUUGGGCGAGACGGCGAGGGCGACGACGGGGGCGGUGUGCCCCUCGAGCACGGAGACGACGCGGCGGUCCUGCAAGUCCCAGACGAUGACGGCGCCAUUCUCGCUUCCCGCUACCACGAGUGCUGCCGGGCCUUUUGGCCGGCCCGGUGAUGGUGCCGCAGAAGGCGCGGCGGAUCCAUCGAGAUCCAUUGGCUCUUCUUUUGCCUUCUCCUUGAUUUCUGCGCCAUACACGAUAACAGGCGACGGGUAGCGCUCGCAGACGUACUCUGGCGCACGAAGCGUCUUGAGCACCUUGCCCGAGUGCAGGGAGUACACGCGGACAGUAGAGGAUAAGCACGCGGCGAGGAUGUGGAACGAUGAC
This is a messenger RNA of Cutaneotrichosporon oleaginosum, 1236 nucleotides long. RefSeq lists its product as uncharacterized. Lineage: Eukaryota; Fungi; Basidiomycota; Tremellomycetes; Trichosporonales; Trichosporonaceae. The record is from RefSeq and is a predicted model, not a curated record.